Erythranthe guttata (spotted monkey flower) is the source of this 2186-nucleotide messenger RNA. RefSeq names its product sucrose nonfermenting 4-like protein. NCBI's taxonomy places the organism in Eukaryota, Viridiplantae, Streptophyta, Magnoliopsida, Lamiales, Phrymaceae. The record is from RefSeq and is a predicted model, not a curated record.
CACAUGCGGGACCCACUUUAACAAUUUCUUUCCUGUAAUAUAAUAUUACAUAUACACGAAACCCUUUCAUAUUUUUCCCUAAUUUUCAUUUAAAGUAUUCAAACGGGAAUAUUUAGGGUUAGGGCGUCAAUUUUUCUCUCGAUUCAUCAGAAUUUUCUCCAUUUGAUGCUCUCCGCUUUGCAUUUUUCAACCCUGUUUCUUCUUCUUCGUGAGGAUUUCGAAUUAUUCUCUCCGUAGUUUUUGGGUUAUUACAAGCAGGGCUUUUGUAGAUUCAGCAAGGAGGAGUUGGGUAUUUUCGUUAAAUUAUUGAAUUGGAAGUAAUCGGUGGAAUUUCCGUUGAAUUUUGAGGUGUUCGGCUGGAUGGAUUACUAGGGUUUCGCAAUUGCUGCUUUGUUCUGUCGGCGCGGUUGAUCUGUAAUCGCACAAAUGCUAGGAUUUUUUCUGGAGAAGUACUUUUUUGGGAGAUUUACAAUUAUUAAGGAGUACUGAAUGUUUCCUCUUGGUAUGGAUUAUUCGCGCGAAAGUGGAAUGGUGUUAAUUCCCACGAGGUUCGUGUGGCCUUAUGGUGGGAGAAUUGUGUAUAUCAGUGGUUCUUUUACGGGGUGGACACAGUGGCCAAUGACCCCAGUUGAGGGUUGCCCGACUGUCUUUCAGACAAUUUGUAGCCUGCCGCCCGGUUAUCACCAGUUCAAAUUUGUUGUUGAUGGUGAAUGGAGACAUGAUGAGCAUCAGCCUUUUAUCAGUAGCAACAUUGGAAUAGUCAACACCAUCCUCUUAACUAGGGAAUCUGAUUUCCCUACUCCAAUACUAAACCCGCAAAUGCUUACCUCUGGUCCUGGUAACAUGGAUGUUGACAAUGAGACCUUUCAACGUGUGGUUAAACUGUCAGAUGGUACAUCUCCUCAGCCCUUCCCAACUAUAUCAGAGGCAGAUUUAGAGAUUUCACGGCAUCGUAUAGCUGAGUUCAUGAUAACACACAUGGCUUAUGAGUUGCUCCCUGAAUCUGGGAAGGUUAUUGCUUUGGAUGUUGAACUGCCUGUAAAGCAAGCAUUUCAUAUUCUACAUGAGCAGGGAAUUUCGAUGGCGCCCUUAUGGGACUUCUCGAAGGGGAAAUUUGUUGGAGUUCUCAGUGCUAUGGAUUUUAUCUUGAUUAUGAGAGAGCUUGGCAGUCAUGGGUCCAACUUGACCGAGGAAGAGCUAGAGACACAUACUAUAUCUGCUUGGAAAGAAGCCAAGUCAUAUCUGAAUAGUCAAAUUAAUGGGCAAGGAGGUGCAGUUUCCAGACAGCUUGUACAAGCUGGGCCAGAUGAUAGCUUGAAGGAUGUUGCUUUGAAGAUUUUGCAAAAUGGUGUGGCCACAGUUCCGAUUAUUCAUUCUCAUUCAGCAGAUGCCUCAAACCCACAUUUGUUACAUCUUGCUUCACUCUCUGGAAUUCUAAAAUGUAUUUGCCGUUUUUUCAAGCAUUCACCAAGCUCAUUACCCGUGCUUCAGUUCCCAAUCUGUGCAAUCCCUUUGGGCACUUGGGUUCCAAAAAUUGGAGAGCCAAAUCGGCGGACAUUGGCAAUGUUGAGACCCAGUGCUUCACUUAGUGCGGCAUUAAGUUUAUUAAUUCAAGCACAAGUUAGUUCGAUUCCAAUUGUAGAUGAUAAUGACUCUCUAUUGGAUGUAUAUUCUCGAAGUGACAUAACUACUUUGGCAAAAGACAAACUGUAUACUCAUAUUAAUCUCGAAGAGACAACUAUUCAUCAGGCAUUACAGUACAGAGAUGACCCCUUUUCAGCACUUGGAUCCAACAACCAGAGAUGCUUCAUGUGCUUGCGUUCUGAUCCACUCCAUAAAGUCUUGGAGAGAUUAUCCCAACCAGGGGUGAGGCGGCUUAUUGUGGUUGAAGCUGGAAGCAAACACGUAGAAGGUAUAAUUUCAUUGGGUGAUGUUUUUCGGUUUAUAAUGGGUAAUUAAAAUAAAAUGGCAUCUCUGUAUGUGGUUGUGGUGUAUUUAAUAUCUCUUGUUUGUGGGCCUCCUGGUUUUAUUUAAUGUCUGAUAGCAAUUAUUAAAAGGUGAGGGAAUGAAUGUAAGUGGAGAUGGCUAGGGGUUUUUACCUGAACAUGUUUGGUAAAAUCCCUUUAAAAUUAUUUCUCAUUGCUUUGUGCUUAUUUUCUCUGGUAGCUUAAACUUUUUUUUCCUUU